AUGGCAUACAACAGCUUCGGCAACAACCGACCUGGCAGCGACUUCAAAAGACGUGAUACUUGGGGUGGCGAUAGAAAAGAAAAUUCCAGAUUUAAUUCCUCCGGCCCCAGAAGACCUUUCGGUGACUCAGUCAAAGAUAACGGACCAGUUGAUUUUGAAAAAGUCUUCUACACCGAACAUUCAGAGUUAUCUAAACUAACCGAUGAACAAGUUUCAAAAACUAGAAAAGAUUUUGAUAUGACUAUCACUGGUGAUAAUAUUCCUAAACCAUGCAUGAACUUUGAGUAUAUGGGCUUCCCCAUGAACAUUCUUAAAGAGUUCAGCCGUUGUGGAUUCACAGCUCCUACUCCUAUUCAAGCCCAAGGUGUCCCUAUGGCCUUAUCUGGUAGAGAUAUGGUAGGUAUAGCUAAUACUGGUUCAGGUAAGACCUUAUCUUUUAUUCUUCCAGCUAUGAUACAUGCCAAGGCCCAACAACCACUAAGAAAUGGUGAUGGUCCGAUUGUUUUGGUUUUAGCCCCUACUCGUGAACUUGUCUCACAGAUAGAGGAAGAAGCCUCUAAGUAUGCUAAGUAUUUUGGACUAAGAACUACUUCUGUCUUUGGAGGAGUAUCUUCUGGUCCUCAGAAAUCAGCCUUAAGAAGAGGAGUUGAAAUUUUGAUAGCCACACCGGGUAGAUUGAUAGAUCUUUACGAUCAAAGAGCUUUGUUUUUAAGUAGAGUAACUUUUAUGGUCUUAGAUGAAGCCGAUCGGAUGUUAGAUAUGGGAUUUGAGCCGCAAUUGAAGAAGAUCAUUCCCGAGACGAAUCCCAAACGGCAAACUCUAAUGUGGAGUGCUACUUGGCCUAAAGAAGUCAAGGAAUUAGCCCGGAGUUAUAUGAAGGAUUAUAUUCAAGUUAAGAUUGGAACGGCUGAUUUAGUAGCUAAUGCUAAGAUUGUUCAAAAGACUUAUAUGGUAGAUCAUUGGGAGAAAGAUAAGACUUUAUCUGAGAUCUUAUCAGAAGUAGGAGGGGAUGAGUCUAACAAUCCACGAAUUAUUAUCUUUUGUAAUCAAAAGAGACGUUGUGAUGAGUUAGUAGAUAAGAUGCAAGAGUAUGGCUGGCCAGCUGAAGCUCUGCAUGGAGAUAAGGCUCAAAAUCAAAGAGAUAAGAUUAUUGCUGAUUUUAAAUCGGGUCGUCGGACUAUUUUAGUGGCUACUGAUGUGGCUGCUCGUGGUUUAGAUGUUAAAGACGUUAAAGCCGUGAUUAAUUACGACUUCCCGACUAAUUGUGAGGAUUACAUCCACCGGAUAGGCCGGACGGCUCGAGGGAACAGUGUAGAGGGCCAUUCCUUUACGUUCUUCUCAGCUAGGGAUGAUAGAAGCAAUGCCAAGAAGUAUGUGGAGAUCUUGAAGGAGACGAAUCAGGAAAUACCUGCGCAGUUAAGUACGUUAGCUAUGUCCCGUGGGGGCAGUGGUGGCGGUAAUCGGCGGUAUGGCGGUAAUGGCGGGGGUUUCCGGGGUGGCCGUGGAGGCAAGUGGUAA
Molecule: messenger RNA, 1518 nt
Organism: Nematocida homosporus
Lineage: Eukaryota; Fungi; Microsporidia
Product: ATP-dependent RNA helicase DDX5/DBP2
Exons: 1
Coding region: 1-1518 (505 amino acids)
Cellular component (GO): cytoplasm; ribonucleoprotein complex; nucleus
Molecular function (GO): RNA binding; ATP binding; RNA helicase activity
Source: RefSeq, a predicted model, not a curated record